Molecule: messenger RNA, 2077 nt
Organism: [Torrubiella] hemipterigena
Lineage: Eukaryota; Fungi; Ascomycota; Sordariomycetes; Hypocreales; Clavicipitaceae
Source: the annotation of a GenBank genome assembly
GCCCGUGAAAAUCCUGCUUCCUUUGUCGGAGCUGAUAAAAGGCGUUACUUGGCAUCAAAAGAAAGUCGUCUUGGCCGCAGCUAGCCAAGCUUUAAAUCGCCCAUCCGGGUUCUCUCCGCAUCCACCUCGCCAGCAGCCGUUACUUGCCCACGUUGCUGGUUCGCAUGGCUUUCAGCGAAGAAAUGCAGUGCACACGAGCAUCAAAGGGCUGCGCUGCCAUCAGGGUCGUUCAAGCGAAAAGAAAAGGGACCCAAACACCCCAUGUUCCAAGAAACACUAAAUGCUUGGCUUGAACGCCAGGCUACCAUCCCGGCCUGUUAACCCCCGUGAUAUAAAGCAACGCUGCUUCGCUCUGGCACCGUAGCGUUUUGCCCAGAACAGUUGUGCUUUCCAUUUUUAGACAUCUAUCUUCUGCUUACUUGAGCCGUGCUCGCCAGCGUGAGACAUCCUACGAGCCCAAGGAUAGAGUUAGCCUUUUGGGAGUCAUCCGCGAAGCUUUUUGCGAGGAGCAAGGAUUUUAUUGUCCUGGCCGCACCACUUUCGGAUUCCAGUAUCAUUUUCAUCCUGCACCCUUUUUGCAAAGAAGAGCUCGCCUGAACUGCAAAAAUGAGGUACGCAGGCGUCGUCGCGCUUGCUCUCUUCGGCUUCACCGCCGCCAGCAAUAUCGCACCUCUACCGACGCCACCUCCCGUCAAGAGGGCUGAUGACACUGCCGUUACAGCCAUUACGGACUGCCAUGCCCAUGGAACUGACCUGGUCUGUAUGGGCGGUACAACCGAAUUUCUCGUCAAGACACCCCUUCCAACAGCUACCAGCGAAUAUCCAGCCAGUUUUACCGACUGCCACAACCAUGGUAAAGAUACGUACUGUAUCGAUGCCGCUGGUGAGGAUGUCGAAAUCAUCAACACCGCCGCAAAGGAGCAUGAGCACUGCCAUUUCCACGCUGGUGUCGAACACUGUGUUGGUGGCGAUGAAGAAGAAGAGCACGGGGGACCAGGAAGCGAACGCUGCAAGCUUAAGGAGCGAAACUACAACAUCCCGCUGAGAGUCGGUCUCCUCUUUGUUAUUCUCUUCACAUCGGCGUUGGGCGUGUUCAGCCCUAUUUUCCUCCAGAGAGCGCUACCAAAGCAAAUGCACGUCAUCUUGACUGUCCUCAAACAAUUUGGUACUGGUAUCAUCCUUUCGACGGCCUUUGUCCAUCUCUACACGCAUGCUUCGCUCAUGUUCACCAACCCAUGUUUGGGUGAACUUGGGUACGAGGGAACAACGUCGGCCAUUGUCAUGGCUGGUAUAUUCAUUUCUUUCGUCGUAGAGUAUAUUGGCCACCGCGUCGUCCUUAGCAAGACAAACGCUGCAGCCAAACUCGGUCCUGAAGAGCAAAGCGCUGCCUUCCUCCACGCAGAAAUUGUUAGCAUUUGGGUCAUGGAAAUUGGUAUCCUUUUCCACUCAUUGCUAAUUGGCUUGACGCUCGUCGUUGCUGGAGACAGCUUCUUUAUCACCCUAUUUGUUGUCAUCCUUUUCCACCAGAUUUUCGAAGGUAUUGCUCUCGGUACAAGAAUCGCUGCCAUUGGUACCAAGGAAUACAUUCAUGUGGCAAGUGAGGAUGAGACAGAUGCCGACAAGUCUCUAAGAACGGGCCACUCUGGAUCGGAGCAGAUUAUCACCAACGAUCCCGUGCCCAAGCAGAUCCCCGUUCGCACGCUGUCGCUUCUCAAGAAGUGCGGGCUCGCGUCGCUAUUUGCUUUUGUGACGCCACUUGGCAUGGCCAUUGGUAUUGGAGUUUUGUCCAAGUUCAACGGAAACGACAGGUCAACGAUCCUCGCUAUUGGUACGCUCGAUGCCCUGUCUGCUGGUAUCUUGGUCUGGGUCGGACUGGUUGAAAUGUUGGCAGCCGACUGGAUGGUAGGUGUCCAUGGUCAAAAGGCAGAACUUGCCAAUGCGGACUUGUUCACUGUCUGCUUGGCUGGCUUUGGCCUACUGAGUGGUAUGGUGGCCAUGAGCGUACUGGGCAAGUGGGCUUAAGCGAUAGGGGUUCUUUUUAGGAAUAGAUUGCAAUGAUGAAUAUACCAAGUUUCCC